AUGGAUGGUGGGGUGGUUGUGGCUGUGGGGAAUUUUACUUUGGGGUAUAGGGAUAUGAAAGAGAAUUGGAAUAAAAGGAGAAUAGGGGAGAGAGCGAUGGGGGUGGGGGAUACAUGCGACAUAGACACUAUUGAUAGCAGCGCGUCGAUGGCACCUUGGCUAUUGAUUGUGUUAUGGAUGUGGCGUCGAGCGGCU
Molecule: messenger RNA, 195 nt
Organism: Ilex paraguariensis (yerba mate)
Lineage: Eukaryota; Viridiplantae; Streptophyta; Magnoliopsida; Aquifoliales; Aquifoliaceae
Source: the annotation of a GenBank genome assembly